Messenger RNA from Cladocopium goreaui, 528 nucleotides. Lineage: Eukaryota; Dinophyceae; Suessiales; Symbiodiniaceae. The record is from the annotation of a GenBank genome assembly.
AUGACGACCGUUUAUUUUUCCACAGACAGACCCAUCACCCCAAGCUGCUUUAUCCUGAUCCCAUUCGGAAAUUCCGAGUCCUUAUGCUCAGCACUUAGGUGUCCCGGACAGGGUCGUGGUCGCAAGCGAAAGACCUGGGACUUCGCCAGGAUUAAGUCAUUGAAUCAAGCAGGCACGAGGACAGAGAACUUUCAGAGAAUGAAACCUCUCGCCAAGCCCGACUUUGUGGAUUACUAUGUGCAUCAUGCACCUUCAUAUGAAAGGCUGGACGAGCCUGCUGCAGAGCAACUGUGGAACAAACAAUUUGCUUCGAAGGAUGUGAGGAAAGAUCAAGUAUCCGCUAGGAGUCGUGAUGGCAAAGAUGUUGGGAAGGCAAGGUUUGAUUUGGUCCACCACUCACCAACUUCUUUGCAGUCACCGGUGGUCACUCUUCUUAUCAGCCUCUGUCAGGUUUGGCGGAUUUGGGUACCUAUGGACGACGGCUCCAAAACAGCCAGCUACGAGGACAAAUCAAUCAACAACCAGUGA